AUGGCGUUGGUUGGUUUUGACUCUUUUGUGGGUACAGAGUGUCCAGCUGCGGGACGCCCUGGCGGGGGUCCCUCUGGUCCCUCGGCCCGACCGCGCUGCUGUCUGCCUGCAGGGCCCGAGCUUCUCCAUGGAGAGAGAAGGCCCAGAUUCACCAUGAGAACCAGCCCCCGCCGGCCACUGAUUCUCAAGAGACGGAGGCUGCCCCUUCCCGCGCAGAAUGCCCCCGGCGAAGCGCCCCAAGAGGACCCCAAGAGGCCCCCGGCCCAGAGAGAGGCGGGGCCCGCCCAGGCCCCCCAGGAGAGGGCAGAGGCCGGGGCCUGCCAGUUUCCGGCCGGGAUCAGGAUCAUCAACCACCCCACGGUGCCCGACACCCAGGUGGUGGCCAUCCCCAGCGACGCCGACAUACAGAGCAUCAUCGCGGCGCUGACGGCCAAGGGCAAGGAGAGCGGCAGCAGCGGGCCCACCAAGUUCAUCCUGGUCAGCUGCGGGGGGGGCGGCGCCCCCCACCCCGCGGGGCGCCCGCCUGCGGCCCCCGCCGGCAACGAGCCCAGGAGGACCCAAGUGGGCGCCGAGGCCCCGGGGCCCCGGCCUGCAGCGAGGGACGGGAAUCGCCCCCGGCCGCUCGCCGCCCUUCCCGGGCACCGGUGGGAGAGCUGCGCGGGCAGUGAGGCAGCUGGCUGUGCGCUCAACGUCCAGUGGCACAACGACAGAGUGGGGUCCUGCCCCAUCAAGCAGGAGGUGGAGGAGAAGGAGAAUCGGCACCUGGAGCCCAGUCAGGUCAAGGUCGAGGAGGCCCCGGAAUCGUCCACGUCCUGGCCGGAGUCGGUGUCCGAGCGGCCGCCCUACUCUUACAUGGCCAUGAUCCAGUUCGCCAUCAACAGCACGGAGAGGAAGCGCAUGACCCUGAAGGACAUCUACGCGUGGAUAGAGGACCACUUCCCCUACUUCAAGCACAUCGCCAAGCCAGGCUGGAAGAAUUCCAUCCGCCACAACCUUUCCCUCCACGACAUGUUUGUCCGGGAGACGUCUGGCAACGGCAAAGUCUCCUUCUGGACCAUUCACCCCAGUGCCAACCGCUACCUGACGCUGGACCAGGUGUUCAAGCCACUGGACCCCGGGGCUCCACAAUCGCCCGAGCACUUGCAAUCACAGCAGCAGAAACGACCCCACACGGAGCUCCGCCGGAACGUGGCCAUCAAAACUGAACUCCCCCUGGGCGCACGGCGGAAGAUGAAGCCCCUGCUGCCAAGGGUCAGCUCCUACCUGGUGCCCAUCCAGUUCCCGGCGAACCCAUCCCUGGUGCUGCAGCCCUCGGUAAAGGUGCCAAUGCCCCUGGCCGCCUCCCUCGUGAGCUCAGAGCUUGCCCGCCACGGCAAGCGGGUCCGAAUUGCCCCCAAGGUGCUGCUGGCGGAGGAGGGCGUCGGCCCGCUGCCCACCGCGGGCACAGGGUCCGAGGAGAGGGCGCCACCGCUGCCCGUCAAGGAGGAGGCCGUGGAGUGGCCCCUACCCCGGGGCCCGCUGCGGGCGCAGAGCCCCCCGCUGGCGGAGUGGCCCUCGCCCAGCCCCUCCGUCAAGGAGGAGGCGUCGUGCUCCUGGGAGGACUCGUCCCACUCGCCCACCGCGACCCCGCAGGGCCCCCCCAGCGCGCCCCGGUCCCCCGCGCGGCGCGUCUCGGAGAUGCUGGUCACCCGGCGGCGGGAGCAGCGGGACCGGAGCCGCUCGCGCCGCAAGCAGCGCCUGCAGCCCCCCGAGCCGCUCAGCCCCCCGCCCCCAGAGCCCCCCGCGUCCUCCACGCCCAGCAAGGCCGGCCUCCCGCGCAGCCCGGGCCCCUGGCGCCUCACCCCGCCGGGCGCGGCCGGGGGGCUGCAGUUCAGCCCCGUGAGAACCCCGCGGCCCCCCGAGCUCAGCACCACCCCGCUCCGGGGCGUCCCCCUCUUCGACUCCCCCCGGGAACUCCUCCACCCCGAGCCCUUCGAGCUCGCCGCGGACCCCUUUGGCGGCUACUCCCCCUCCGACGUGGAGGUCCCCCAGGCCGGCUCCCCCGAGCCCCAGGACUCGGGCCUCUUGGCCAACAGGUCCCUGACCGAGGGCCUGGUGUUGGACACCAUGAACGACAGCCUCAGCAAGAUCCUGCUGGACAUCAGCUUCCCCGGCCUUGACGAGGACCCGCUGGGCCCCGACGGCAUCAACUGGGCCCAGAUCCUUCCCGAGCUGCGCUAGAGGCCCAGCCUCGCUCCCCCUGCCCCCCCCAGCACUUUCAGGGCGCCCCUGGCCUCCGAGCGAGGCCCUGCCAGGCUCCUCCAGCCCCCCGUUCUGCCCAGGCCCUCCCCGAGCACGAGCACCUGCUCCCCUCCCCGGCCCAGCACCCUGCCUGUCAAGAUCAGGUGGGGGGCUCGUGCCUCUCCCAGAUGUCUGCCGCUGUGCCCCCCUCCCUGCUCCUUCCCGGGGCAGCCCUUGUACCCGUCCGUCCGUCGUGUUUAUUUGCCAAAUGACCCUCGAGUUGUAAACGUAAGCUGCUUGGCUCAGAUCAUUGCGGAGAGGCUGCCGGGAGCCGCCGCGGCUGGCCCUCCCUCGC
This is a messenger RNA of Sorex araneus (European shrew), 2575 nucleotides long. RefSeq names its product forkhead box M1 (gene FOXM1). NCBI's taxonomy places the organism in Eukaryota, Metazoa, Chordata, Mammalia, Eulipotyphla, Soricidae. The transcript has 8 exons. The coding region runs from base 1 to 2220 and encodes 739 amino acids. Gene Ontology annotation, molecular function: sequence-specific DNA binding; DNA-binding transcription factor activity. The record is from RefSeq and is a predicted model, not a curated record. Gene Ontology annotation, biological process: G2/M transition of mitotic cell cycle; regulation of DNA-templated transcription.